Felis catus (domestic cat) is the source of this 2878-nucleotide messenger RNA. It is a transcript of the gene MEIOSIN, whose product is annotated as meiosis initiator. The record is from RefSeq and is a predicted model, not a curated record. The coding region runs from base 728 to 2377 and encodes 549 amino acids. NCBI's taxonomy places the organism in Eukaryota, Metazoa, Chordata, Mammalia, Carnivora, Felidae. The transcript has 15 exons. Gene Ontology annotation, molecular function: protein dimerization activity.
GCCCGUCCCCAGGCGCGCUUGCGCACGGCCCCUCGCACCCUGCCGUUUCGCCUCUGCAGUCUCGUGCCCCGCACGCCUUGGCGGGAACCGGCGGGGGCGUGGCCUGGCCUCAGGAGCUCGCUUUUGCUCCCCUCCACGGGCCUCGCCCGGGAGCCUCGAGCUAAGGGGGUUCGCGGCCACCCCACGCCCGGGUGGGGAGCGCGGUGGCCGAGGCCGGCCUGAGGCUCGCGGGCGCAGCCCGCCUCCCAGGAGGCGCUCCGGGCGCUGCCCGAUCAGGCUCCUGAGCGUGGAGCUGGCGUGAAACCACAAGGGGGGGCCUCGCGCCAUUUUGCACGUCCUGAGGCGGGUGCUGGAGGCCGAGGCGAACUCGCCCUCCAGAAGUGGGGAGCCUGGGGUCCGCUCAGGAGCUGCACUCUGUGGUCGUGGCCUCCCUCCCGGAGGUGCAGGGGGACAGGAAGGCGGACGUGCCCGGGUGCUCGGAGCAAGGCAGGCCAGGGGCCACAGAGCAGGAUGUGGCAUUCCAGUACACACUUGUGUUCCCCUGAAUGGCCCAGAGCCCGUCCCCUGGGUCCCAGUGAGAGGUUCUUGACUUAGGUUCUGUGCUCAGAAGGAGCACUAUGAAGAAAAUGAAGAAUGCCUUUCCUGCUGCCCAUUCCUCCUGGAAUCCCAGAGGAGGCAAAGGAAAAACCACACCAGCAAACUGCAGGAGCUGGCAUUGCUGCUACCCAUGGCCCUGAAGAAGGGUACCAAGAAGCUCACCAAGAAGGAGAUUCUCCUGCACGUCCUGCACUACAUUCAGUACCUCCAGAAAAACAUCGAUGUGGCCAAGGCCUUGCUCAAAUUCCACACCGCCAAUGGGGAAGGCAGACUUGGGGGGCUGGCUCGGAACCCGGCCGUGGGCCCAGCAAAGCUGAGACGCUCCACCCCUUCGCGCUCCCCACACUGGAGGAAGUCCCGUCUUCAGGGAGGCUGCCGGAAACCUCGGAAGAAGAAACUGACCGGAUCGUCAGAACGCCAGACCCGGGCCCAGAAGCCUCGCCGCUGCCUGGCCCUGGACAAGCCCGAGAAGUGGGUAACCCCAUCCCCAGACCAGCAAGGAGGAAAUGUGGGGAGGACCACCACUCCUUCAAGAUGCACCACCUCCAGCAGUCACCCCAAAGCUGCAUCAGCCCUGCCUCAAGAUGACAGAAAGGGAGGAAGGUCCCGGCUGACGUUGCUGGACAUGGCUGAGAACAGCAUCCACUGUGACAUCUCAAGCUGCUGUUGCAGAGUCAGUGCCCAGGGUAAUGGGCCCUACCUUGCCUUCAAGGCCCAACAAGGGGCCGAGGGGAUCCAUUUUCUCAACAGGACACAGCCCUGUCCCAGACAGAAGAUGGUGUUCUACGAUUCCAGCGAGGAAGUGGACAAGGAGUCCCCAGAUGCUGACCCUUGGCUUCCUGCCUGGACCCCAGAGGGCAGCCCCCAUGGGAGCUCGCUGGCCUUGGGGCCUCCCCAGGUUAACAGCUGGGCUGUGACAGGCCACCCGAGUGAGAUCCUUGGGCUCAGCCCCUCCCUCUUCAGCUCCCCAGGAAACACACUGCCAGAACAGAUCCUGGAGGACGGUACUGAGUACCUGAUGCAAGGUCUCUUUGAAGAAGUGUUCCUAGAUCCUGAGUCUCCACUCCCCGAUGGCUUGCUUGAGGUGCCACAGAACAAGGAGACACCCUCUGAGGCUCCCAAGGACCCCCCCGACUCCCACAGCCUGUGCCAGUCCUCUGUCUCACUGGACCACUGCUACCUGUCUCUGAGCGAGAACAGCAAGGCGCCGUCCAGCUCCAGCUCUGAGAACACGGACGAAGAGUCAGUGUGGAGGCAGCCAGAGGACGAUGAGGCCGACCCCGAGCGCCUGCAGUCCUCCAGCGAUGAGGACAGAGACUACACAUGGACCCCCACCAGGCGGGCCACGACCCAGCCCUCUGCCGGGAGAAAGGCCAGGAAGGGCCGGGCGGGCAAGGGCCAGGUGGGCAGGGGCCAGGCGAAGCCCAAGGAGAACAAGAAACCCCCCUGCCCUACCCAGAUGAAGAAAAAGUGUGUCAAUGGCUUCAUCAUGUUCUGCAGGAUGAACCGGAAACAGUACAUCCGAGCCUGCCCUGGGACCGCAUCCACGGCUGCCACCAAGGAGCUGGCCCAACUGUGGCGGGUGAUGACCCAGCAGGAGCGCAGACCAUACUGCGUCAAAGCGCGCAGGUUCAGCCUCCAGCACAACCGGAUCGUGAAGCAGGACGGCUCCAGCGGCGAGGACGGAGACUGGGGGACCCCCAAGCCCUUCUACCAGCUGCUGGCCGAGAAGGCCCGCUCUUCCCCAGAUCUGGCUUCUCUGCUGCCCCCUCACAACUGAGAGGGUAACCCUGCCUCGCCUCGCCUCUCCUCUCCUCCCCUCCCCUCCCCCGCCCAUCUCACAGCUCCUGCAGCUAUGGAUGGUUUGCAGUGAGGAGCCAGGACAAAGAGGUCGUCCCCUCCUGGGCCUCAACCCUCCUUGAGCAGGUCCCUUGGCCAGUUCCUGUGCGGCUGGGAGGGGACAUAUUUAUUGACCCUGAUGCUUUAUGAGUUUGCCUCCUUGUACUAGGGCGGCCUGAACUGUGCCUGCCCGCAGUCCACUGCCCUUCCCUCACCCCCUUUCUAGCCAGUAUAUCCUGGGAGCUGCAGGGUGGGAGGAAGCCCUGAAUGAAAUGCAGUAAGGUAAAGUCUACACGGAGGGUCUCGCCCUGCCCUUCCUUUGCCCACCCCAGAAUCCAAUGGUUUCAACCCCAUUCAUUCUUGCCUAACCCCACACCUCCCUCCCCUGUUCUAUUUAUAGACUAUUUAUUGUUCUCCACAAAAUAAAGUAAGUGGAACCCUU